Messenger RNA from Zea mays, 1396 nucleotides. RefSeq lists its product as uncharacterized. Gene Ontology annotation, molecular function: DNA binding. NCBI's taxonomy places the organism in Eukaryota, Viridiplantae, Streptophyta, Magnoliopsida, Poales, Poaceae. Gene Ontology annotation, biological process: regulation of DNA-templated transcription. The record is from RefSeq and is marked validated.
AUAUCAUGCGCAGGGGCUGAAAGCCUGAAACUGCUCAAGACGCCACCGUCUUCCUCCGCGAUCUUCAGUUCUCUGUCUCUCCCUCUCUCUUUCCUCUAGCUCCCAACCAAGCCAAGAGUACGUCGUCAAGCGCGCCGCGCGUGUGUGUGUCAGUAGGCUACAGGGCUCGGAGGAACGCCGUCAUGAGCUUGAUCAGCAUGAUGGAGGCGCGGCUGCCGCCGGGGUUCCGGUUCCACCCGAGGGACGACGAGCUCGUGCUCGACUACCUCUGCCGCAAGCUCUCCGGCAAAGGCGGCGGCGGAGCGUACGGCGGCAUCGCCAUGGUCGACGUCGACCUCAACAAGUGCGAGCCGUGGGAUCUUCCAGACGAGGCGUGCGUGGGCGGCCGCGAGUGGUACUUCUUCAGCCUGCACGACCGCAAGUACGCCACGGGGCAGCGGACCAACCGCGCCACGCGCACCGGGUACUGGAAGGCCACGGGCAAGGACCGCCCCAUCUCCGUCUCCGGCCGCCGCGGGGCCGGCGACACCGCCGCGCUGGUCGGGAUGCGCAAGACGCUGGUGUUCUACCAGGGCAGGGCGCCCCGCGGGAGCAAGACCGAGUGGGUCAUGCACGAGUUCCGCGUGGACGGCCCGCCCGUUGCCGACCGCCCCGGCUCACCUCUCCUCCAGCUCCAGCUCCAGGAGGAUUGGGUCCUGUGCAGGGUGUUCUACAAGAGCCGAACUGCCAGCACAAGACCAGCAGCAGGCCCCGACGAGGCCGGGCCGCUGUCCAGCCAGCUGAUCGGCGGCCUGCCGAUGCCGCGAAUGGCCGCCCCUGCUGACGCCGCCUACCUGUCCUUCGACGUCACACCUGCCGCUGGCGGCUACUACCACCACCAAGACUCCGGCCCCGCGGACGCGCGCCACCACCUGCCGCCGCCGCCGGCGCAGCCUUUCAGCAGGAGUAGCCUGUCCAGCUUGCGGGACUUGCUCAGCAGCAUGGUUGAAGGCAGCGACGCCGCCGCCGCCGUUCGGGAGACGGAGCUCCACCUGCAGCUGGAGGGCUGGACCGAGGCGGCCUACGCGCAGCAGCAGGGCGGCGCCAUGCCGGCGCACCCGCAGCAGACGUGGAGCCCGUUUCUGAGCUCGGGAUGACGGCACGCGGCUGGGGGCUCACGUGUGCGUGGCGCCCUGGCGCCUGGCGGGCAUCGCGUGCGUAGUGAAUAGUCAACAAUUUGCUUGUCUUUCUUGCAAUGUAACGUUGACUUGGUUAGUGCAUGCGAUCUCUGCCGUUUGUUAGGCGUAGGGUAAAAACCCACGCAGCGGAUAGGUGGAAUGCCUUGGUGAUUAUUGGUGCAGUAACUUUUGUACAGUUGAUUGUUGCAGAAAAUUACUCUCUCUUUGUCUGCCUUCUA